This is a messenger RNA of Acanthoscelides obtectus, 633 nucleotides long. Lineage: Eukaryota; Metazoa; Arthropoda; Insecta; Coleoptera; Chrysomelidae. The record is from the annotation of a GenBank genome assembly.
AUGGAUUGGGCUGCUUUAGAUGGCUUUCAUGACGUGAAUGAAGCAUGUGAGUUCUUUUAUAAUAAACUGUACAACGCUUUUGAUACCGGUGUUCCAAAAUAUGUCCGAGCAACGAAACGUAAAUACCCACCCUGGUUCAAUUCAGCAAUAAUUAAGCUUAUCAAACGCAAGGAGAAGAUUCACCGAUCUUACAGAUGCAACAAUGAUCCUAAAACGUAUCAGACAUUCAGGGAACUUAGAUCAAAAAUUAAGAUAGAUUCAGAUGAAGCAUACAAAAUAUAUGUCAGACAAGCUGAGAACGAAAUACAAAGAGAUUCGAAUAAAUUUUGGGGCUUCUUAAAUUCUAAGCGAAAAUCAACAAACUUAUCAAGUAGGAUGAUUUACAAUGGUAAUGAACUUUUGGAACCGAACGACAUAUUAAAUGCUUUUGCGGAUAACUUCUCCAAAUACUACUCGUCUUCAUCAGCCACCGAAGAAACUGAUGACUUUUUAAUGAGCAAUGAACAACCACUCAAUAUUACUAGAUUUGAGGAGGAUGAAGUUGUCUUAGCCUUGAAGCAAAUAAAACCGGACCGGAUAAUGUACCAGCUUUUAUUUUGCGUGACUGUGCCUCUGUGUUGGCGUGUCCUUUGA